AUGGUGGUCCGCAACGGAGCGCAUGCCCCUCUGAUUGAGGGCGACGAGCAUGGAUUCUCUGAUCAUGCUGAGGAUGACAUUUUCAAAGAAAGCGAUAUCACUUCACCGAGUGCCUUUAUAUGGGCGCUUACCUUUGCUGCUGGUAUCAGCGGCCUCCUCUUUGGUUACGAUACUGGCGUCAUUUCCUCAACCCUUGUUUCGAUCGGCAAGGAUUUGGGGCAUCCCCUGACAACUCUCGACAAAGGUUUGAUCACCUCCUCUACGAGUCUGGGUGCUCUUAUUGCCAGUCCCGUCGCCGGACUACUGGCUGAUAUGAUUGGGCGGAAGCCAAUCAUCUUGAUUGCAGAUGUCCUCUUCAUCACUGGUGCUUUGAGUCAGGCUGCCAUUACCUCAGUAUUUGGCAUGGUAGUAGGGAGAAGUAUCGUCGGCUUUGCCGUUGGGGGAGCAAGCCUCGUGGUCCCGCUGUAUAUCUCCGAGCUCUCGCCCUCACCUUUCCGGGGAAAGCUGGUCACUCUAAGCAUUUUGUUCAUUACCGCAGGGCAGGUCGUGGCCUAUAUCAUAGGGUACGCUCUCUCUAUGCAGAGGAAUGGCUGGAGAUGGAUGGUAGGCUUAGGAGCUGUGCCCGCGGUGUUGCAGUUCGGACUGAUGCUUGUACUACCUGAAAGUCCAAGGUGGUUAGUUAAGGAUGGGAGGUCACCGCAAGCUCGCAACGUACUUCGGAAAGUCUAUGCCGCUGGGAAAGACCACGCCGUUGAGGAGGUACUGCAUGCCAUAAAGACAGAGAUAGUGGAGGAAGAAGCCACAAAUAACAAUAUGUCUACUUCUGCAAUGGGGAACCAACCUCAUACAUGGCUCACUCGGCCACGGAACAGAUUCGCCGAGCUGUUCUGCGUCGGUGGCAACAGAAGAGCGUUGACGAUUGCCUGCUUGCUCCAAGGACUGCAGCAGCUAUGUGGCUUCAACUCUUUGAUGUACUUUUCGGCAACCAUCUUCUCACUCUUAGACUUUGACUCCCCAACUUUGACGUCUUUGUCCAUUGCUGUCACCAACUUCGUCUGCACUUUGCUUGCUCUCAUAAUAAUUGACCACGUCGGUCGUCGACGCCUCUUGUUGCUCUCGAUACCCGUGAUGGUCGUGGGUCUUAUUGCAAGUUCAGUCUCAUACGAAUACCUUGGCCAUCCUAGCUGGGUUCACGGCUCUGCCAGCUCAACGCCUGGUGUCGCUCAAAGUCCUUGGGCUGUGGUCAUCCUCAUUGCAAUUACCAUAUAUGUCUGUGGGUACGCAAUUGGACUCGGAAACAUCGCCUGGCAGCAAAGCGAGCUCUUUCCAUUGUCCGUUCGGUCCUUGGGGUGUGGACUUGCAACUGCUACGAAUUGGGGUAGUAAUUUUGUUGUUGGCCUCACUUUUCUGCCAAUGAUGGAGUAUCUCACGCCGGUCUGGACAUUUGCAAUAUACUCUUUGAUUUGCAUCGUUGGGUGGGUGUGCUGUUGGGCAAUUUAUCCAGAGACCAGAGGAUUGGGCCUGGAAGAUGUGCGAGACCUGUUAAGGGAUUCGUAUGGCGUCGAAGAGAGCUUGAGGAGGGCUAAACUCAGAGAUUUAUAA
Molecule: messenger RNA, 1602 nt
Organism: Letharia columbiana
Lineage: Eukaryota; Fungi; Ascomycota; Lecanoromycetes; Lecanorales; Parmeliaceae
Exons: 2
Coding region: 1-1602 (533 amino acids)
Biological process (GO): transmembrane transport
Cellular component (GO): membrane
Molecular function (GO): myo-inositol:proton symporter activity
Source: RefSeq, a predicted model, not a curated record